Molecule: messenger RNA, 1325 nt
Organism: Carcharodon carcharias (great white shark)
Lineage: Eukaryota; Metazoa; Chordata; Chondrichthyes; Lamniformes; Lamnidae
Gene: grcc10
Product: gene rich cluster, C10 gene
Exons: 3
Coding region: 140-514 (124 amino acids)
Biological process (GO): post-embryonic development
Source: RefSeq, a predicted model, not a curated record
GCCUCCUGGCGGCGCUGGUCCCAGUUCGGGUUCGGGCUCGGUCCUCCGGCCUGUCCUCCCGGGUUGGUCCCGGUCUCUAUUGCUCAGAGUUUGAGGCCCAGGCGGUGGCUGGAUUUGUCCCGGGCACCGAGACAGUGAAAUGGCAGCGGCGGCGGCGCAACAACCGCCGGCCGGCCUGAGCCUGGAGCAGGCGAAAGUGGUUUUGGCUGAAGUGAUUAAGGCCUUCAGUUCCCCCGAGAAUGCCAUCAGGAUGGAGGAGGCUCGCGACAACGCCUGCAACGACAUGGGCAAGAUGCUGCAGUUUGUACUGCCUGUGGCAACCCAGAUCCAGCAGGAUGUUAUCAAAUCGUAUGGCUUCAGUAAUGACGGAGAAGGUGUGCUGAAGUUUGCGCGGAUCGUCAAGACCUACGAAGGACAGGACCCCGAGAUAGCAGCCAUGUCCGCCAAGCUCAAGUCCAUGUUUCUGCCCCCGAUGAUGGUGCCUCCCCACAGCGCAGGAAUCUCCGCGUCGUGACUGCUCCGGAGAGGCGGGGAGCUGGGGUCUCUCGACGGAGGUGGCAUCCGCGGCCGUGACCUUAUCCUUCAAUCGCUUCUCUCCAGCGCCACUUGGACUGCAGACGCUAUUUCUGACCACACCCGCCCCCUGGCGCUGUUCAGCCUGUUCCCACCCCAACACCUCCCCCACCACCACCAUUUGGUAUCGACGGGGCUGUCCGGGUUGCCCGCGAUUCGAAUCUCCGCCCAGAGCACUUCCGCUCGAACAACUGAGCGAGCGGGAGGGCCGCGCGGCUCCAGCAGGUGAAGAGGCCGCCAGGUGUGUGCCACCGUGCUGUGCCGGCCCCUCACCAGCCAAGGCGCCCCCUUCCCAGGUUUGGCUCCUCCGGGCUGGGCAGGCCGAGCUGAAGGUGGGUGGGGUGGGGGGGGCAUUCCUGCCGGCGCCGACCCCUCCCCCACCUCACCCUCCCCCGCUCGGAUUUCUCGUGUGUAAGUAAGGACGUGGCUCGGCCGUGACAUGGCCUGUGGUCGUCUAGUGGCCGACACACUCCGGGGCCCCUCGGGAAGGGGAGGGCUGCCGGCUUUACAAUCCCCCCCCCCCGAUAUUGACUUCGGCCAAGAGAGUGAAAUUCGUAUCAAAGCAGCCUGGCACCUGAUUGCCACCAGCGUUGGGGCGAGACAUCACCCGCAAGGAUGCAGCUUUUUCCUGCUACCCUCACCUAAGGACCCUGCCUGCUUCCAGGAUCGCCCGCUUGCGAUUAGCUGCAAGGGGGAGGAGAUGCGUGAAGGAACUUUUGAAUGUUCUGCCAUUCACCUCACCGCAGCCUCUU